This is a messenger RNA of Rotaria socialis, 2352 nucleotides long. Lineage: Eukaryota; Metazoa; Rotifera; Eurotatoria; Philodinida; Philodinidae. The record is from the annotation of a GenBank genome assembly.
AUGAAUAUCAAUAAAAAUCAUCCGAAUACAGUUAAUUUAAAUCAAUUAAUCACUAACAUUCCGAUACGAAGAAAAAUCGUCGAUCAAAAUGAUCGAGAUAAAUUCGAAUGGAAUCAAUGGCAAAGUGCUACCAAAGCAGUUAAUAAUAUUGAAGCGGCACCAAAAGAAAAACAUAUUCGAAAUCUUAUCCUUGGUACAUUUCGAUUGGAAGGUUCUCGUUUGUUUUGGUCAAUGAUGAUUAGAGUCAAUAUUGGUUCACAUCCAGUUACUUCAUGGAAAUUUUGCUAUGUUAUUCAUCGACUUUUAAGAGACGGGCAUAAACAUGUUAUUCAAGAUUCGAUUGUAUUAGCAAUUUAUUUCGAUCAGUUAAGUCAAUUUUGGAGUGGUGUACAACAAGGUUAUGGUCUACUUUCAUAUCGUUAUUGUAAUUUAUUAAUAUCAAAAUUUAAAUUUCAUGAACGAAAUCCAAUAUUUGCAGGAAAUUUAACAAUUAAUGAACAAAAUAAUGAUAUUCGACGAAUAUUUGACGAUAAUUUUAAUUUGUAUUUUCAAUUAUGUAUUGAAUUAUUUGAUUAUAUGGAAGAAAUCUUAAAUCUUGUUCAAGUUAUAUUUACUUCACUCGAUCAAUCACGUUUAAAUUCAAUGACAGCAGCUGGUCAAUGUCGUCUUAAUCCAAUUAUUAUUUGUAUACAAGAUUCAAGUCUUCUUUAUGAUUAUAUUGUCAAAGUUCUGUUUAAAUUGCAUGAAGGUUUAUCUAGUGACAUAUUACAAGAUCGUAGAAGAAGAUUAGCUGAUCAAUUUCGUAGAUUAAAACGUUUCUAUGGUCAAUCAUCAACAUUACAAUAUUUUAAAAGUCUUAUUAAAAUUCCUAUGUUACCUGAAAAUCCUCCAGAUUUCAAUGCCAAAGAAGAUUUAACAAAUUAUCAAGCUCCUGUUGCUAUUGUCAAUACAUCAGCAUCUGAUUCAUCGUCAGUGAUUGAAGAUCUUCUUAUUGAUAUAUCCGAUAAUACUAAAUCAACAGCAACAACUACAGUCACUGAUGGUUUAUUCGAUAGCGCAACUAUAUCUAAUCGAUCACAAAACAUGCCGGAUUUUGAACAAAGAUUCAUCCAGGUAAAUACUAUGCUGGAUCAAACUCGUUCUGAAACUGAUGAUUUACAUCGAACUAUUGCUGCUAAAGAUGCGGAAUUAAUGGAUGAAAGAAAUCAUCGGUUACGAAUCGAAGAACAACUUCGUCAGCAAUUGUCAAGUCAAAAAUCUAUCGAAGAAAUUCAUGCACUCGAUAAUAAAACAAGUGCGAAUGAAAAAUUUGACAAAUUACUAGAGACGUACAAUCAAUUACGCGAAGAGCAUUUCGUUGUAUUACGUCGAGAAAAUGAAAGUAAAAAGGAAUUAACUGAUUUUAAUCAACAAUUCACAAAAUUAAAAGAAGACUCUACCAAAAAAGAGAAUGAAUUCAAUCAAAACUAUGAAAAAUUGAAUAAUGAAAUUUUUCAAUUACGUCAAACAAAUGAUGAAUUACAAGAUAGAAUUCAAAUACUCACAACUGAACGUAAUGAUUUUCAAUCCAUAACAAUAAAAACUAAUGAACGCAUAAGAGAAAUAGAACAUGCUAAACAAAGUUUUGAGGAACGUUUAAAAGAAUUAGAAGACGAUAAAUCACGUCUACAUAGUGAUAAAUUUACUUUUGAACAAAAGCUAAAAGACGCCGAAGGAGAACGAAGUGGUUUAUUUCAUCGAAAUCGAGAACAAGAAGAAAAUCUUAUUGAUUUAAUACAUGAGAGAGAGGUUCUUGAACAAAAAGUUAUCGAUUUAGAAGAAACAAUACGUGAAUGGGCACAAAAAUUUAUUGAUAUAUCCGAUAAACAAAAAUUAAUGCAAGCUAAUCAUGAAAAUCUUUUGAAAAAUUUAAAACGACAAUAUAAAUAUUCUAUUUUAACAUAUUGCAUCAAUCAAAUGCAUGAUGGUAUCGAUCAAACGAACGAUAUCGACUUAUUUAAUUCUAAACGAAGUAAAGAAUAUCUUCUAUCGCAAUUACAAAUAGCUGCUACACGUACAAAAACAAUUCACGAUCUGUGGCAACGGCAAAAGGAUUCCGAUGAAAGUGAUACCAUUUCAUUCUUAAAUGAGUGCAUCGCAUUAGCAAACACUAUGGCUGAUAUCAUUUUACAUGGAAAAGCAAUAGCAAAUCUUGUUCAAGAUAUUAAUUAUCGUGAUGUAGUAUUAUAUUGUAUUGAUCUUUAUACCAAUUAUCAAACAUUAUCAACGCCAAAUGAUAUCGAUCAACAAUCGGAUCAAUUACUUCAUCGUUUGAGUUCAUUAAUUGAAAAACUAAAAACAGUUUCCGUAUAA